AUGCCCCGUGGUCGCCCCCCCAAGAGGCCUGCACUUGAACGGGAGGUUUUUGUCCCCGUCUCUAUCAACCCCGAACCUCAUCUUUUACGACUUCGUGCAGCAGAGAUUACCGCUGAAGCACACGGCUGCAAACACACUAUACCUUUGCUCGCCUGGAUUGGGCAACGUCAAAUCUUCCUGGACGAAAUGCUGCGCCUCAAUGGACGCGGGACUGAAGGUGUCACUUGCUCAUGUGGUGCAGUAUCGCCUCAAUUCCGAUGCUGUGACUGCCAUGGCAUUCAAAUAUUCUGCCGUGAAUGUACACUUCAAAACCACGUUCUUCAUCCUUUGCAUAGGAUUGAGCUCGGGGUUCGGGUACAACUAGGCCAUAACCCAGGAGAAAGGUGCUACAAACCUUCUCCCGCUGCCGGUGAUGAUUUUGUGGUCAUCGCGCUCGAUGGUAUUCAUGAAAUCGCCCUGGACUUUUGUGGCUGCGCUUCGGCUCAGAUUCGGUAUAAACAAUUGUUACGUAUGCGGUGGUAUCCAGCCACAGUCUCAGAGCCUCGAACUGCAGCAACCUUUACGGUUCUGCAGCAUUUUCAUAUUCUAUCCUUUGAAAGCAAGGUAUCUGCUUACGAGUUCUACCAGUCGCUCGCAAGGUGCACCGACAAUUCAGGGUUAGUAGCGAUCAGGGAUCGUUAUUCCGCUUUCAUGCGGAUGGUACGCCAAUGGUGUAACCUCAAGCAACUUUCCCGCGGAGGAAGGGGACACGACCCCGCUGGUGUCAAUGCUACUGCCGAAGGAGAGUUAGCUGUUCUCUGCCCCGCGUGCCCACAGCCCGGGAAGAAUCUUCCACUAGACUGGGAGAAGGAACCUCUAUUUACCAGAUGGAAAUAUGCGCUGUUUGUUGCAAUCGAUGCGAACUUUAGAUUGAAGCGCAAGGCGGUGUCUUCUGACACUGCUGACCCUAGCCUUAAUGCUGGAUGGGCGUAUUUCACGUGUGUAAGCCACAAUGCAGUUAACAUGGCGGAUACCAAGUCCUCCCGUGGGCUUGCUGCAACAGGAGUUGGGACGAUCGACUGCGCAAGGCACGAUAUGAAGCUCCCAAACGGAGUUGGAGACCUGCAGAAGGGUGAACAGUACAUUAAUAUGGACUAUAUCAUGUGUUCUGCGCUCUUCAUCCUCGCAAUGUCCAUGAUCAACAUAUCCUACGACAUCGCCUGCCAGUGGCACAAGAGACUCUGGACUCGAAUGGAAACGAUGCCGGAACAACUUUCUCCCCCCCGCGAAUCUUCCCUCAUACAUUUUUUUGUGCCGAAGUUCCACAUCCAGGCCCACAUCGAUGAGUGUCGCACCAAUUUCUCUUUCAACUGGUCGAGGUACGUGGGCCGAACAGACGGCGAAGCCCCUGAACGGGGCUGGUCCAAUAUAAACCGAGUGGCAUCAAGUACCAAGGAAAUGGGACCGGGAGCACGCCGGGACACUCUUGACGAUCACUUCGGUGAUUGGAACUGGAAAAAAAUUACAGCAUUAGACUUAGGGCGGACAUUGCAUAAGAAGAUGAUUGAAGCUGUAAAGUGGAUGAAGGAGCACUCCGAAGCCCUCUCGGAACUGGAGAAGACUAUUCAGCCGGCUCUUAUCGCGCAGUGGAAGGCAGAGGUGGAAUCCUGGGAGGAGGAUAACUCCUCUCCGAACCCCUUUGAAAGCCGGUUUAACCCGGUUACACAGGCAUCCGUACGACUACAACUCACUGAGCUUGAAGCUCAAGACCUUCAAGCUGGAAUCAAUGUCUCACUUCACACCGAUGUCUCUCCAAGCGGAUUGAUUACAUCGGGCAUGGAUCUCGAGGAUCAACAGGCACGCUUAAGAUCCAGUCUUGCCAAUGAGCUAUACAUGCCGGUUGUCUGUCAACUCCGGCAUCGAUCAUCAGAGGCUAGUGGGAGGCCACAGGAACUCAAACCUGAAGACUUCAACCUGUGGCUCCCUUCGCAACUUCCAGCUGGCACCCCCAUAGACCUGACGCUCGCUGGCCACGAGUGGGAGCUAUGCUACGCGCAGGCCCUCGAUGCCCUGAACGAAGUUCGUUCCCACCUCCGGCUUCGAUCCCACAUGUACAAGUACAAGGAUAAAAAUGUCCGUGGUCAAGCGGGUUCCACUCGCGCCAAGAAAAUCAUUGAUGCCGUGGAAUCGAGGAAGCACGCCAGUGUAUUGAAGUACAGACAUGCGCACAGUGCCCUGCUGUCUCUUGGCCACCGUCUGGAGAAGUGCGGUUGGGAGCUCACCAUGCGCCCACUUCUUGACUCCGAUGUUAAGCCUAUGGGUGACAUGGAGCAGCAAGGGAGAGGAACCAUCUCCUGGAUUUGGUUAGACUCCCGUGCUGAUAACAGCUGUACAGAAAAUGAACGCAUACAGGAUUGUGUCCGCUUGGAAUGGUGCAAGGCUCGUGCCCGCGCACACCGGUGGUCGGAGGAGGUGGAGUUAUUGCUAGAAGAGAUGAGACGAGUGCUGGUGUUUUUGAGAUGGCAAGGGUCCUGGUGGAAGGAGCGCAUAACUCUCUGA
Suillus clintonianus is the source of this 2538-nucleotide messenger RNA. RefSeq lists its product as uncharacterized. The transcript is spliced from 12 exons. NCBI's taxonomy places the organism in Eukaryota, Fungi, Basidiomycota, Agaricomycetes, Boletales, Suillaceae. Bases 1 to 2538 code for a protein of 845 amino acids. The record is from RefSeq and is a predicted model, not a curated record.